Molecule: messenger RNA, 900 nt
Organism: Fibroporia radiculosa
Lineage: Eukaryota; Fungi; Basidiomycota; Agaricomycetes; Polyporales; Fibroporiaceae
Exons: 7
Coding region: 1-900 (299 amino acids)
Biological process (GO): retrograde transport, endosome to Golgi; intracellular protein transport
Cellular component (GO): endosome; retromer complex
Source: RefSeq, a predicted model, not a curated record
AUGGCGGCAUAUUUCUUCGCAUCACCAGUUGAUGUCGACAUCAAGCUCGAGGCAGAGGAUGACCGCAAGAAGGUCGACCUCAAGCUCGAGAAGGAGUCUAGUGUCUCAUGCCCGGUCUAUUAUGAUGGAGACGCUGUUGCUGGCCAGGUUACAGUGCGAGUCCGAGAUGGGAAGAAGCUCGCGCAUGAGGGUAUAAAGGUGGAGUUUAUUGGAAGUAUCGAGUUAUUUUAUGACCGGGGACACCAUCAUGAAUUCCUGUCGUUGUCACAAGAACUGGCCGCGCCAGGAGAUAUGCGUGCUGCACAGACAUUUGAUUUCCUCUUCAAGAACGUGGAGAAGCAAUACGAAAGCUACCAGGGCAUCAACGUCAAACUCCGGUAUUUCAUCCGAGUAACUAUCUCUCGAAGAAUAGCCGACGUUACGAAGGAGAGAGAGCUUUAUGUCCACUCGUUCCGCAUGCCUCCAGAUAGCAACAAUUCCAUCAAGAUGGAAGUCGGUAUUGAGGACUGUCUGCACAUCGAGUUUGAGUACAAUAAAUCAAAGUACCAUCUGAAAGACGUUAUUGUCGGCAAGAUCUACUUUCUCCUUGUCCGAAUAAAGAUCAAACAUAUGGAACUUUCUAUCAUUCGCCGAGAAACAACGGGCGCCCCACCGAACCAGUAUAAUGAGAGCGAGACCAUUACCAAAUUUGAGAUUAUGGACGGCGCACCAGUCCGAGGCGAGACAAUACCUAUUCGUCUAUUCCUUGGCGGCUUCGAGUUGACACCAACAUUCCGGGAGGUGAACAAGAAGUUUAGCGUGAGAUACUACCUUAACCUCGUUUUAAUCGACGAAGAGAAUCGGCGAUACUUCAAACAACAGGAAAUCACUAUAUUCCGGAUCCCAGAGGUGAGCCGAUGA